AAAAGUCCAAUUUUUUCAUCUAUUUCAGAGCAGUUAUGGUUCUUACUAAAUUUCAUCCCUUUAUUCGCACACCCCUCACUGAUUUGGGUGCACACAUGUUCACCCAUCAGUCUGGCACCACAUGCUGUGACUUUGAAAUGAGGAUGGUUGAGUGUGUUGAAGCCUAUGGUAUUGGCCAAGCUGAAGCAAAAUGUAAAGAUUAUUUUGAUGACCUCGCAGAGUGCAUGUUGUCUACCAAAGCUUGGAACCGACACAAGGCAAUGGAGCGGGAGCGCAAGCGGCAGGUUGCCGCUGGGGAGCUCAACAAAGAAGAUCGCUACCCAGUGCAGUCAAGAGUAGACGGCUACUGAUCAUCAUCUUUUUGCUUGGAAUUUCAUUUUCCACCACAUUGGCACUGGUCAAAUUCAAUUAGAUGUUUACAUUAAUUUGUUGCACAUCUGGAACAUGUCAGCUGCCUCAGAUUUUUGAGAAUCAAGCGUUUGAGAACUAUUAGGUUCCUUUGUAAGUGCAAUGCAAAGAAUACAGUGUAAUUAGUCACAUUCGUAGGGCUAUUAUUGUCGGUGGACAGUUAAAUUUUGUAAAUAAUACUAUUUCACCAUUAUAACGUAUAAUAUCUCGUUUAAAUACCAUUUUCCGUAACAGCCGUGAAAUUUGUUUUUGAAAAUUGCGUUCUUCAAUAAAGCUUUAUAUGUAUGAGUCA
Messenger RNA from Hyalella azteca, 700 nucleotides. It is a transcript of the gene ND-15, whose product is annotated as NADH dehydrogenase [ubiquinone] iron-sulfur protein 5. The transcript is spliced from 2 exons. The record is from RefSeq and is a predicted model, not a curated record. Lineage: Eukaryota; Metazoa; Arthropoda; Malacostraca; Amphipoda; Hyalellidae. The coding region runs from base 36 to 350 and encodes 104 amino acids.